Molecule: messenger RNA, 1664 nt
Organism: Phyllostomus hastatus (greater spear-nosed bat)
Lineage: Eukaryota; Metazoa; Chordata; Mammalia; Chiroptera; Phyllostomidae
Gene: DNAL4
Product: dynein axonemal light chain 4
Exons: 5
Coding region: 442-759 (105 amino acids)
Biological process (GO): microtubule-based process
Cellular component (GO): dynein complex
Molecular function (GO): dynein intermediate chain binding; dynein light intermediate chain binding
Source: RefSeq, a predicted model, not a curated record
GGACUUCCUUGCUGUUGCUAAGACACUCUUGUUUUGCUUCUUGACAACCCUGGCGGGGGCGAGCUAGCAGCGGUCCGAGCUCCAGCCCCCGCGGGAGCAGCUGUAGGCUUCCCUGAGGACGUGCAUCCCGCUGGAGGAAUCAGGUGGAACGAACUUGACAGACCUGGUUGGGAUUCCCAGUGGCAAGGACCCGAGCAAGUUACCCAACCUCCCUGGGCUCGUAUAAAAUCGGGAUGCGACAGAGCGUCUCCUCUGGGAGUUCUCGGGAUACUAUGAAGUAUAAAGAGCCCAGUGCAGUGUAGGCACCCCGUGGGGAGAGAGAUUUUCUGCUCCCGCCAAGCUGGCAGGGCCUGCUUCCUGAAGCGCCCGCGCGCGUCUUCCUCGCCAGCCCGGCAGCCCCGGGAAGCCCGCCGUCUCCUCCGCGGCCACAGUGGAGGGAUCAUGGGCGAGGUGGAGGGGAAGAAGGAUGAGGCUGACUAUAAGCGACUGCAGACCUUCCCGCUGGUCAGGCACUCGGACAUGCCGGAGGAGAUGCGGGUGGAGACCAUGGAGCUGUGUGUCACGGCCUGUGAGAAAUUCUCCAACAACAACGAGAGCGCCGCCAAGAUGAUCAAGGAGACCAUGGACAAGAAGUUCGGCUCCUCCUGGCACGUGGUGAUCGGCGAAGGCUUCGGCUUCGAGAUCACGCACGAGGUGAAGAACCUCCUCUACCUGUACUUCGGGGGCACCCUGGCCGUGUGCGUCUGGAAGUGCUCCUGACACCGCCUGGCCCCCGGCCCCCGGCCCCCGCCCGCAGGGCCUGUCCCUGCCCGUCAUCGUCGUCAUCGGGCUGGGGGCAGCCCCAGGCAGGCCCUCGGCUCCUGAAGGAGGAGGAGAGCAUGGGGUCUUCCUUUCGUCCCGUGUGCCCGUGUCCUGAGCCGUGCCCGGCGUGUGAACUUGCUGGCGCCUCUCCCCCAGGCUCCCCGCCGCCCCCCUCCGAGUCCGGGGUGCGCGGGGCGGCGGGCAGUGGUCUCCGUGCGGGAAGGGCAGGGAGAUGCAACAGGGUAGCGGGAGGGCGGGGAGGUGGGACCUUCCUCCCAAGGACACGCCAGCUCCGCCCGUCUCAGGGGCCACGUCCCCUCGCACCUGGAAGCCCCCUGCCCUUCCCCCCCAGCUCUGCCGGCAGAGGCCCCCUGUCCUCGCCCUGACCGACCAUAUGCAAAGGCCCCAAGAAGGAGCCUGUCCUCCCCAGGGGCACCGGCAGCUUCUCCCCUGUCCUCCGGAGAGGUGGUGAGUGACGCCCAGAGCCCCGCCCCCACCCCCGCCGCCGCCGCCACCGCCGGGCUUCGUGAACCUUCUCCGCUGCCUCCACCGCGCAGCUGGUGUCCAGUGGCCGAGGGUGUGGGGGCCGCCGCUGCCGCGCAGCCUCUGGAGGUGCCACGGAGCCUCGGGGAGCCGCCGGGCCAGGGGCGCGCUCGCCGAGAGGCCUGUCUGAGCAGGGAACCUGGCCUGCCAGCACUUCUCAUCAGGGACCGCAUGCUGCUUUGUACUCCUGUCUCUGCUGGGUUUUCUAUGUCCUUUCCGCGUGGGGGAAGCGUUUUAGUAGAAGGGUGAAGCCUAUUUUACAUAGCGGUCUAAUUUAUAUAAACGUCAUGGUUUUUACAAUUAAAAUGGCCAAAAACCGA